AUGGCCUCGCUCCCGCCCUCCUCGCGCGCAGGCGCCGGCUCCGCCGCGAGAGCCGGCGCCGGCCGGCACCGCGGCGUGCUGUACGGCUCGCUCUCCUCCUUCCUCUCCGUCACCGCGAUGGCCGUCAUGUUUCCGUUCAUGCAGGUCCGGCGCGACGCCCUCGGCUGUGACGCGCUGUGCCAGGGCGGGCAGACGUCGCUCCGCUCGGCGCUGACGCUGGUCGGCGCGGCGGUGAUUGGGCGCGCGUCGGACCGCGUCGGCCGCGUCCCGAUGCUCUGGGUCGGGACCGCCGCCUCCCUCGCUUCGAUCGUCAUUUCGCUGUCUAGUGACUCGCUGACGGGCAUGCUCGCCGUUGUCCCGGCCGCGCUGCUCAACCAGAACUUCUCGGUGUGCAAGGCGCUCUUCUCGGACUACAUCGACGAGGCGGGCGGCACCGACGCCGACAAGGCCGGCGCCGUCGGCAAGCUCGGCAUGGCGGUCGGCUUCUCCUUCAUGGCGCUCCUCCUCUCCGCGGCCAUCACCGCCGCCUCCUCCUGCCUCUCUCUAGGCUUCCUCUCGCUGCCCGUCCUCAAGCUCCGCGGCGCGCAGCUGCUGAUGCUGGUGCGGCUGAAGAUGGCGCUCGCCUUCCACAUGUUUGCGCCCGUCUGGCAAGUGUGGUACUCCGCAGGCUCGUCGGCCUGA
Emiliania huxleyi CCMP1516 is the source of this 681-nucleotide messenger RNA. RefSeq lists its product as hypothetical. The transcript has 6 exons. NCBI's taxonomy places the organism in Eukaryota, Haptophyta, Isochrysidales, Noelaerhabdaceae. The record is from RefSeq and is a predicted model, not a curated record. Bases 1 to 681 code for a protein of 226 amino acids.